Messenger RNA from Lolium rigidum, 1556 nucleotides. RefSeq lists its product as uncharacterized. Lineage: Eukaryota; Viridiplantae; Streptophyta; Magnoliopsida; Poales; Poaceae. The record is from RefSeq and is a predicted model, not a curated record. Bases 270 to 1343 code for a protein of 357 amino acids. The transcript is spliced from 2 exons.
GUAAUUAGGGUAAUUCCCUCGGCGUCGAUUAGGAAUUGGCAGAAGUAUCCGUUCAUGACUCUGUUUCUCUCUCCAAAACAAAAUCUCUGUGCGCCGCCCCUGUCUCCUUACUAUCAAUCCCAAUCCAAUCCAAUACAAUCGAUAGAGGUUGGUUCUGCCUGCGUGCUGGAAUCAUAGGCGCUCUGUUUGCUGUGCUGGUCGGCGCCAGCAAGGAAGAGGAGUGUGAGAUUCUUGCUCUGUCCGUGUUGAUUUCAGAAGUAUAAGCAUCCAUGAGUGGGCGUUUUGUGAAUCUGGUGGUGAAGAAAUUGAGCAGCAUUCGCCCCGUCUUCAACCUGCACCGCAUCGAUCCGGCAGGCUUAUUCCACCCAGCAGGAUCACCAAAACUAGCAGAUGCAGCAGCAGCAGCAGCAGUGCAUAAAUGUCCGGAUUCCGGUCGGCUGCCCCCCGCCGCCAUAUCCUUCCCGUUGAACAAAGCCGAGUGGAUGCGUAUCUACUUCAUGGCCUUGAACAAGGACGUCGUCAUUGCCGUCGACCACAUGGGCCGCACCGUCGCCUACGACGCCGCUCUUGGAACCGUCCGCAGCAUGAAUGCAACGCAACGCCCCGACUGGAGCCCCAUCUCCAUCACCGUCGGCAACGGCCUCUACACCCUGUCCAUCCACCAUCGACCGCCGCCCAUAGGGAACUCUUUCCAGGUUCUGAGCUACGGCCGCCCGCUUGGCUACUGCUGGCCGGAGGACUGGAACUGGCGCCCCCUCCAGCCGCCUCCCCUCGAGUACCACAAGUACGUCCACAACUACCUGGAGGCUCCACACCACCCGUGUGCCAUCCGUGCCUGGGCGGUGCUUCGGGAUUCCCAGAUAUGGAUAUCCACGGAGGGCGCCGGAACUUACUCCUUCGACACACAGACGGGCACCUGGAGCAAUGCUGGCGACUGGUCUAUGCCCUUCAGAGGCCACGCCGAGUAUGCACCGGAGCACGGCCUCUGGUUUGCCCUCUCGGACGGCGAUGCUCGGCUCUGCGCCGUCAGCGUGGCUGACCUUGAGCUCACGCCCACGGUGUGCCGGAACCUGUGGGUAGACGACACGCCUGUCCCUGAGGGGUGGAUCCCGACGGUGUCCCGCAUCUUGCCGCUAGGCUCUGCCAAGUUCUGCCUCGUGAGGCUCUCGCAAAAGGAUCAGCGGGGCAAGACGGUACAACAGCUCUGGAGAAGCAAGGUCGAGACAUGUGUGGUGCUCGCUGGAUUGGAGGUCCUCAAGCAUGACGACGCAGCAGCUCUCCACAUGGUGAAGCACAAGUCCAAAACCUACCGAUUCAGAGGCGAUGAGGUCGAACUGCUGUGAUAGUGGAAGCAACAUCGCUUUUCAUCAACCAUCAACUCUGUCUUUGUGAAUAAUAAAGAAAUCUUUAAAUAUGAUGCAUCUUACUAUUCAUAUCCAUACUCUGUUAAGUUGCAUAUUUCAGGGGAGGAGCCUGCUGAUUUAGCGCUAGUUACAUGUAGUACAAGGGUAGCAGCAGCUGCCCGUAAAUAUUCAGGUUCAGGGUGGUCACAGUGU